AAGCGUAUAUUAGAAAUUUCCGCUUGUACGCGAUAAGCGAGUAAUCUGCUGGAAUUAUCAGUAAAGUUACGUCUGCGCAAAAUUCGAUAUUCGAAAUUCGCUUAAGCAGCCGCAGUUAGUCGCAGUACAAGUCUUCGCCGGUGUGGACGUGAAUGAGAAUCGAACGAAUCAAAUUAUGCAGGGAAAAAUGAAAGUAACUUCGCAAAGUCUGCAGUUGGUGGUAACCCUGGUGGUCAUUGCCUUGACUUUGGAUUGCGUCAUCGCUUUGCCCUCGCCCAUGUUGUAUAAACGGAAUCCUGCAGACAAAUUCGAAGCUGAUCUGGUGCCUGUCUCGUCGACAGUUAUUCCGUUGACUGUGCUCGAGGUGAGCUACGGACUUGGCGGCAAGCCAAGCGAUGAAUACAAGGCUGCCUAUCUCCGCAAGCUGCGUAAACAAGUCCAGCAAAAGGAAGCGAACUCUGCGUCCGUUUUAGCCACUGGCGAAGUCUCAGAGCUGCUGCCAGCGCCAAGCGAUGCAGACACCUUGAUCACAGUCAAAUCGCAACAGCAGGCGGCCAAAGUCAAGGCUGUUUAGUGCAGCUGGAACUGGAACUGAGACUGGAACUGGAACUGGAACUGGAAGUGGAACUGGAACCAGACGCCAGACCAGACUGAAACACUUUGUGCGUUGGCGUUCGUGUUGGUUGAGACUAUGAUAUCACUGCAACAACAACAAUAACAACAACAACAACAAACACAGUCUGAAUCAAUCUAAUAAAAAGAAAACAAAACUAAAAACAAGUCAAGGCAAAACAAGUCGAGUCGAAAGACUUCCAACGAAGGCCUUUUUAACUUGCUUUUGCCUAAUUGGCAAUUGUCAAUUGCCAACUCCAAACAGCCAACUAACAAGCCAGCCACGCAAUCGGGUAUGCUCGACUCUCAGAUACCCGUUACCUAUAGCAACUGAAUUGCGCUAACGCAUUUCGUCUUAGAAUGUUCAUUUUAUGCUUUUAUUAUUUUUGGUUAAAUUCAAAUUGAAAAUAAAUAAAAAAAAUGCAAACACAUUACUAACACAGUUUAGUACUCACCCGACAUUUAUUAUUUUUGAGCUGAAAAGACAAAACAAAAUUAUUGCUU
Molecule: messenger RNA, 1116 nt
Organism: Drosophila albomicans
Lineage: Eukaryota; Metazoa; Arthropoda; Insecta; Diptera; Drosophilidae
Exons: 3
Coding region: 176-574 (132 amino acids)
Source: RefSeq, a predicted model, not a curated record